Oncorhynchus kisutch (coho salmon) is the source of this 2790-nucleotide messenger RNA. RefSeq names its product claudin-4-like. Gene Ontology annotation, cellular component: bicellular tight junction; membrane. NCBI's taxonomy places the organism in Eukaryota, Metazoa, Chordata, Actinopteri, Salmoniformes, Salmonidae. Gene Ontology annotation, molecular function: structural molecule activity. Bases 175 to 810 code for a protein of 211 amino acids. The transcript has 3 exons. The record is from RefSeq and is a predicted model, not a curated record.
ACAGUCCACUACAAAACCCUUUACAUCACACCAGCUACAUAACAGACCACCGCUUUACACAGAUCAACACCUGAAUUAAGAGAGUAGAAUUUCCUUUUUAAAGAGAAGGAAAACCCUUGACAAAGAACUUUACUUUUCAAAUUUCCAAUCAAGACAAGAGGACACAUCACAAGGAUGGGAUCUGCUGGGGUACAGAUUGUAUGUGUGGCCCUUGGGGUCCUGGGCCUGAUCGGGGGCAUUGUGUGCUGUGCCAUCCCUAGGUGGAAAGUGUCAUCAUUUACAGGACAGAACAUCGUAACGGCACAGGAAACUGAAGAGGGCCUGUGGAUGACCUGUGUGGUGCAGAGUACUGGCCAGCAGCAGUGUAAGAACUAUGAGUCCCUGCUGGUUCUGCCAUCUGACCUGCAGGCGUCCCGUGCCAUGACCAUCAUCAGCUGCAUGGUCACCUCCCUGGCCAUCCUCAUCUUGUUCGCCGGCGCCGACUUCACCACCUGCGUGGAGAAUGAGGACAUCAAGCCCAAGAUCAGCCUUGUGGCUGGGAUCGCUCUGUUGGUGUCUGGCCUCCUCCUCAUCAUCCCUGUCAGCUGGUCCGCCCACAACGUCAUCAGCAACUUCUACAACCCCCUUGUGGCCCAGAAGAUGGAGCUGGGAACCUGUAUCUUUAUUGGCUGGGCUGCUGGGGUGCUUCUGAUUCUGGCCGGAGGCCUGCUCAUGUGCUUCAGCAGAGCCAAAUCUGGCAGCUCGGGAGGAACCGCCAAGUACUACGGCAACAGCUCUUCAGCCCCCGCUGCCAACAAGAACUACGUCUAGUGCAUGUAUUACACCUCUGUAUGUUUGUAUGUGUGUAGAGAGAUAGUUUGAUGUAUUACACCUCUGUAUGUUUGUAUGUGUGUAGAGAGAUAGUUUGAUGUAUGACACCCCUGUAUGUUUCUAUGUGUGUAGAGAGAUAGUUUAAUGUACUACACCUCUGUAUGUUUCUAUGUGUGGAGAGAGAUAGUUUGAUGGAAAGGAAAUGGGUCAGACAGAAUGUAAACAAGAAAGGGGAGGCGUUUAACCUUGAGGAUAAAGAAGGGACAUUAUUAGUGGAAAUAAUGGUUGUAAAUAUUGAAUAUUUCAAAAUAGUUGUAGUUAAUCCAAGGGUCCAAUAUGGGGGUUCAAUUUAAAAUACACAUAUAUUUUUAUUUGUUUUGGGGGGGGACUAACUCAAUAUACUAUAAUAUACUACAAAUCGAAACUGUGUAGAGAUGAUGAUGUACCUACAUUCAUACAGUUUCUUAACUGUGUCCAGCUCGCUAAUAAUCACCUACAUGAAGGUUAGACAGUCAAGGAGCACCGGAAAUUCCAAAAACGAUGGAUAGAGGAAAUUAUUUUACAAAUUGUGACGGAGAGCAAAUAUAACCAAUUUUCAGUGUGGAUCUCCGGACCUCGUUGAAGACCAAAUGCAGCCCCCUGGGCAGAAGGGGAUUGACACCCUUGUUGUAAUGUGUUAUCUCGUUGAGUUUUUUAAUGCUGGGUGGCAUGCUUCUAUAAUGCCAUGAAUGAACAACAGAGAGCAAGGUGAGGGACUCAGUGGUCAUGCAUCUCCAAAUACAGGUAGAGUUAAAUGACUGUAUAUAUCAUUUACAUCCAUGAGAUCACAACUUUUUUACUUAUGUAAAUCAGCUUGUCUUUUACUUUUGUGUAUCAAAUACUAAAUACAUGUUUUUAUUUUAUUCUGUUGCAAUAGAAAUGAUUGUCAUCUCCUUCAGGUGUGCCAUCCUUUGGUUUGGAAAUGUUAACAAAAGCAAAACAAGUUUAAAUAUUUUGGAAAAUAUUAAGGACUUUUAUUUCCAACUAUGUAAGAGCAUAUAUUAAAAACAAGUCUCUAUAAAUGUGACAACUGACACCAAAAAACGAAUUCAAGCUUCCAGACCCGAAAAUAUUUGGCUGCUGAUAUUGAUGGAUCCUGUCUCCAACUCUCCCUUUAAACAUCUUUCCUUCAAAUAUCCCCAACUAUUUAUAACUAUUUGACUUUCAUCUCCUCUUUAUCUUCUCCUCUUUACACCUCCUUCUCUCUCUCCAUCAGCUCCAUCUCGAACCCAAUGGCUCUGUUUCAAUUCUUGCUCUCCAGUUCGCUCACGCGCUUGGUCAGCUCCUCUACUGUUUCCUUCAGAGUCUUCACCUCCUUCUGCAAGGCAUGUACCUCCUGAGAGAGAGAGAGAGAGAGAGAGAGAGAGAGAGAGAGAGAGAGAGAGAAAGAUAGAGAGAGAGAGAGAGAGAGAGAGAGAAAGAGAGAGAAAGAAGGAAAGGGGAGAUUCCUGGUGAAAUGUGCAAAAGAGGAAGCCAUAUCUAAAAUACAGUAUCUAUUCACAGAUAUAUCAAAGCAUGUAGGUAGAUGCAGCCAUGUCCUUACCCCAGUGUUACCGUGCUGAUGCCCCAUGGCUGCUGAUGUGGUCUUCAGAAGACUUUUGUGAACUUUGAACUCUUUGGAUUUGGUGGUUGUCGCAAAACCGUCCUUCAAGGAGAUCAGGAUAGGUUGGCCCUCUUUGCCUUCAAACCACUCAUUGGCCUCCACAGACGGCUCUGGACCCAUGGUGUCUGGAUACAAAUCCUCCUGAAACAGGUCAGACUGAAGAGAGAGAGAGAGAAAGUGAGAUAUUUAAGAAUCACAUGCUUUGAGUUAUAGUCAUUUUUUAAAAGUGUAUUUACCUUGCGGGGCACCGUCAUGACAAUGGGCUCGCACUUCCUCUCAUGGAGCUUGUAAAACCUGGUGGAGGACGAAUAAAACAAUAUACAUUCCCCUUUUACAAA